AUGCCGGGUUGCUCAGCUGUUAAUUGCUCAAAUAGAGCUCCUAAAUUCAAACUACAUCGAUUUCCUAGUGAUGAAGCUAGAAAAAAAAUAUGGGCGAUUAAAGUAAAUAGGCUGGAUGAAAAUGAUAAAUUAUGGAUUCCUGGAAAACAUGCAGUACUUUGUGAGGCUCAUUUUGAGAAAGAUCAAUAUGAGAAUCACAGGAAGGAUGGAAGAAGAUUACUGAAGCGUGAUGCCGUGCCUACACUUUUUUCUCACAGACCUGCACCUAAGAGAAGAAGAUGCUCUGGAUCAAAAACAGGGCAUAGAAACAAUUGUGAGCAUAUAGAUCCGACCUUAGAUCACAGUUAUGCUGCAAAUUUAUUUCCUAUGACAUCUAUGCAGCCCAGUACAGAAAAUGAUGAUGACUGUCAAAGCACGAAUGGAGAUGAAGAUAAUGAGACAUCUGGUCCAAUAUUUCAGGACUCCAAAAAUGAUGAUGACUGUCAAAGCACGAAUGGAGAUAAAGAUAAUGAGAUAUCUGGUCCAAUAUUUCAGGACUCCAGUAAUCAUGUUAGCCAGCCACUGUCACCAAAAUCAAAACAGAUUAACGAACUGAAAUCUCAAUUGCAGAAUGCGUUACAUAGAGUUAAGAGUGCAGAAAAGUAA
Centruroides sculpturatus (bark scorpion) is the source of this 645-nucleotide messenger RNA. Its product is annotated as THAP domain-containing protein 4-like. NCBI's taxonomy places the organism in Eukaryota, Metazoa, Arthropoda, Arachnida, Scorpiones, Buthidae. The transcript has 4 exons. The record is from RefSeq and is a predicted model, not a curated record. The coding region runs from base 1 to 645 and encodes 214 amino acids.